Molecule: messenger RNA, 1212 nt
Organism: Hyaloscypha bicolor E
Lineage: Eukaryota; Fungi; Ascomycota; Leotiomycetes; Helotiales; Hyaloscyphaceae
Exons: 3
Biological process (GO): cell division
Cellular component (GO): plasma membrane
Source: RefSeq, a predicted model, not a curated record
AUGGCUUCAGGACACAAUGACCCGAAGCUUUUGUAUGCCAUCAACGGCAUCAAUGCAUACCACAUCGAAAACGGCAAAGAAGAGUGCCUCACGCCGGCAGGACCACAGACAUUAUCACUGUUGAUGGUCCCAACUUCCUCGCCUUUCUCUGGCCUGUCUAAUGCCGAUCUUCAAUCUGCCACACCGGAAGAGGACUUCUAUCUCCACCUCCAUCUUCCGCCGGAGCUCGACCUCCCUCUGCCCGCAACGACGCAAAUAUACCACCAACCACCUGACAGCUACCUCAUUCCCCGGUGGGAUAUAGGUCACGACAAUGGCGCAUUUACCAGAAUAGAGUUCCCGGGCAUAGGCCAAGGGAAAGUAUCUCAAGAAGAUGUCGACACAUUCGAGACAAUCUUGGCACAAUGUACCGCUUUUCUCGAGCGCGCACCACCGCCAAAAUCCGCUCGUCCCAAAUCAAGGAGAACCAAAAGCGCAAAUAUGCCCAUUCCCCCAUAUGACCCCUCUACUUUCAAGCCAGGAGAGGCAUAUGUCACCGGUAGCGCAAGUUCUCACGCGGGAGGACAAAUCGUCCUCAUUGACGAGGAGAAUGGAAGUGUUGUGGGCGAACUUGGGGAUGGGUUCCAUGUGGUAGAAGACAGCAAGAUGCAGGCUGGCUCAAAAGACCCCGUCGAAAUCACCCUCCCCUCUGAUGGCUCCAUGAACAUCGGCGUCGCACCUGCCUCUGCAGCCUAUCUAGAAAUGGCCAUGCACCCGGCCUACCGCAACUCGACCCUCGUCUCCAAAGCCGCCAUGGCAUCCCGCCUAAUCGUCACAACCUCCACCUACGUCUCCAAAACGCUCCAAUCCUCCGCCGACAACUUCACCCAGAAAACCAAGCCCAGCUCCAAGCCCGUGACCUUCACGCCCACGACCCACGCUAGGAUCAGAAAAGUUCAUACCUUCUCUGAAGGCGCCGCGGGCCUGAGCGCCAAGACUGUAGGCCAGGUGCAGAAGUAUGCGCAGAAUCUUGGUGCUACGCUUGCGAAGAAGGGCGCGGAUCAGAGGGCCAAGAGGGGCAUUGGGCCAGAUGGCCAGCCGAUUGAGGAUUAUAAGCCGGGGUUGCUGAAUAAGAGCUUGAUGGCUUUCUCUACCAUUGCUGAUGGUGUUGACCAAGCGGGACGGAAUAUCCUAGCCUCAACUUCUACAGCAGCGACGACAGUCGUUACGCAU